Messenger RNA from Culex pipiens pallens (northern house mosquito), 455 nucleotides. RefSeq lists its product as uncharacterized. NCBI's taxonomy places the organism in Eukaryota, Metazoa, Arthropoda, Insecta, Diptera, Culicidae. The transcript has 2 exons. Bases 186 to 455 code for a protein of 89 amino acids. The record is from RefSeq and is a predicted model, not a curated record.
UGUGCGUGUGUCAUUGUGAAUCAUCACGUCAUUCAUCAAAAAGUAGUCCAGAUCCCGUUGGUUGGUUCGUGUGUCGUUCAGUUAGCUUUCCCAGCUCGGUUGCUUGGAUCGAGUGUUAACAUCAAAACAAUAGACACUUUGAAGUGGCCACCCAGUUCGCGGAUGGCAAAAAUUUGACUAAAGUGAUGCUCCAGAAGAACUCCCGUCCGGGCUACAAACGCGUCAUCAAGAACACGGCCAAAUUUUUGAUCGUCGCCGAAGCGAUCGCAUUCGCCGCCACCUACGCGGGUUGGUACCGCCUCAACACCAGUCGUGAAACCCGCCAUUACGUAAAAGAGAACUUCCCGAGCAUUCUGGAAAGUUACUACCAGGUGGGCGAAUUUAUUAGUGGGGACAAGGCGAUUCGGAACCACGACGAGCUUAUCUGGAAGCAGGAGCAGGAAGCGAGACGAUGA